Molecule: messenger RNA, 1229 nt
Organism: Zingiber officinale
Lineage: Eukaryota; Viridiplantae; Streptophyta; Magnoliopsida; Zingiberales; Zingiberaceae
Product: 14-3-3 protein 9-like
Exons: 7
Coding region: 113-883 (256 amino acids)
Biological process (GO): signal transduction
Cellular component (GO): cytoplasm
Source: RefSeq, a predicted model, not a curated record
CUUUCUUCCUCUGCUUUUGUUUUUCUCGUCGUAGCCGGCGCUCCCUGGCGGAGAGGAAGAAGGAAGAGAGAAAAGAAGCAGAGGAGAUCGAUUCAGUCCGGCCUUGUCUCCCAUGGCGUCGCCGAAGGAACGCGAGAGCUUCGUCUACACUGCCAAGCUCGCCGAGCAGGCCGAGCGCUACGAUGAUAUGGUGGAGGUGAUGAAGAAGGCGGCGAAGCUCGACGUCGAGCUCACCGUGGAGGAGCGGAACCUGCUGUCGGUGGGAUACAAGAACGUGAUUGGCGCGCGGCGGGCCGCGUGGAGGGUGUUCAACUCGAUUGCGCAGAAGGAGGAGGCUAGGGGGAACGAGCAGCACGCGAAGAUGAUAAAGGAGUACAGGCUGAAGGUGGAGUCGGAGCUCUCUGACAUCUGCAGCGACAUCAUGACUGUGAUCGACGAGCAUCUCAUUCCGUCUUCGACGGCUGCGGAACCGUUGGUCUUCUACAACAAGAUGAAGGGAGAUUAUUACCGCUACCUGGCAGAAUUCAAGACUGGAAACGAAAAAAAGGAUGUUGCAGAUCAGUCCCUGAAAGCGUAUGAGGCAGCUACAAGUACAGCUGAGUCUGAAUUGUCUCCUACACAUCCAAUUCGACUGGGUUUGGCGUUGAACUUCUCUGUGUUCUACUAUGAGAUCUUGAACUCGCCAGAAAGGGCUUGCCAUCUUGCUAAGCAAGCUUUUGAUGAAGCGAUUUCUGAGUUGGAUACAUUGAGUGAGGAAUCAUACAAAGAUAGCACACUGAUUAUGCAACUUCUGAGGGAUAACCUCACAUUGUGGACCAAUGACAUCCCUGAGGAUAGUGCAGAUGAUCCUGCAAAGGGUGGAGCAGGUGAAGAUGCUCAGUGAAUUUUACCAGCUGUAGGACAAGGACGACCAGGUAAAGAAUGCUGUGAAAGAACAAUAUGGCAUGUGGGCUGGUGAUAGAUUAUUUUCAAAUAGUAUUUGGCUACUGGAGUUGCAUCACCUUUGAGUUUAUGUCCGUCGGAUGGCUUGAUAUUGACAAUGUCAUGUUUCUAGUAAGAUAUAUAUGGACAUUAGAGUGGCUCUAAUUCCAGUGUUCUUAAGUCCGUACUACUAGGCGUUGAGAUUUUUUGGUCUGUUUGAGAGUUUUUCAUGUUUACAUUUUAGUUCCUCAUACGUUUGCAACUAUUGAGCUUUUAUAAUUAUGCAAUUGGAGAAGUGUUAGGGAUAA